AUGAGAAGAUAUUUCUCCAGAUACGGCGACGGGAAUUUCAGCUCCUCCUCCGCCCACUGCGGGACGUUGGGCGGCGGGGACGGGAGAUUCCUGGGGUUUGGGCCGGGAUACGGCAGCAGGAGCCUCCACAACCUCGGGGGCCUCAGGAAUGUCUGUGCCGCCGGAGGAUACGGAGGAGAAGGAGCGGGAUACGGGAGGUUUGGUGGCUGGAGACAACCCGAGAGGGCGUUUUAUGGCAGGGGGUAUUUCACGGGAGCUUUCCCGAGGGGGGACGCGGGGCUGGGAAGCGCCUCCAGGGCCAGCCCGGGCAGGGAAGCGCUCGGGGCGGAGGGACCGGGGGUGGGACAGCCCGGGAUGCUCCGAGGCAUCGAGGAGGUCCACGUGAACCCCGCCCUGUUGAGGCCCCUGGAGCUGCAGGUGGACCCCGAGUUCCAGAGGGUGCGUUCGGACGAGAAGGAGCAGAUCAAGGCCCUCAACAACAAAUUCGCCUCCUUCAUCGACAAGGUGCAGUGUCUGGAGAGGCAGAACCAGGCCCUGCUGGCCAAGUGGCAGCUCCUGCAGCAGCAGAGCUCCGGCCCCGAGGAGAGCAGGAACAUCUCCUCCUUCUUCCAGUCCUACAUCUCCAGCCUCCAGAGGCAGCUCCAGACCCUCCAGAGCCAGAAGGAGCAGCUGGACCCCGAGGCCUACAACAUGCUGCAGCUGGUGGAGGAGUAUAAGAACAGGUUCGAGGACGAGAUCAACAACCGCACGUCCCGGGAGGAGGAAUUUGUGGAGCUGAAAAAGGAAUUGGACAGUGCCUACAUGGGGAAAAUGGAGCUGGAUGUGAGGGUGGAAAUCCUGAAGCAGGAGCUGGAAUUCCUCCGCUGUCUGCACGAAGCUGAGCUGUCCCAGCUGCAGACCCUGGCCGGGGACACGGACGUCGUGCUGUCCCUGGCCCCCGGGCGGGAGCUGGACCUGGACGGGAUCGUGGCCGAGGUGCGCCAGGAGUACGAGGGCAUCGCCCGCCGCAGCUCGGCCCACGUGGACUCCGUGUACCGGGGCAGGUACCAGGACCUGCAGAACACGUGGGAGACCCAACGGGAGCAGCUGAGGAGCAGCCACCGGGAAAUCCAGGAGCUCGCCAGGCACAUCCAGAGGCUCCAGCCGGAGGUUGAGGUCGCCAGGAAAAGGAAUUCCAGCCUGCAGGACUCCAUCCGGGACGCAGAGCUCCGGGGUGGUUCAGCAGUCCAGGAGGGUCGGGAGCAGCUCCGGGAGCUGGAGGAGGCCCUGAGGGAGGCCCGGCAGGAGCUGGCGCGGCUCGUCCGUGACCACCAGGAGCUGCUGGAGGCCAAGGUGGCCCUGGACGUGGAGAUCGCCGUGUACAGGGCACUGCUCGAGGAGGAGGAGCUCAGGAUCCAGGAGGGAUCCCCGGCCACCAUCUGUGUCACCGACCACCAGGCGGGAAUGACCGGAGUCUUCGGAGCGGGACCCGGAGGGAUGAAGGUUAUGGAGGAGGAAAAGGCUCAGGAUACGGAGGAGGAGGAAGUUCUGGAGGUGGCUCCAUCUGUGGAGGAGGAAGUUCAGGUGGUGGUGGCUCCAUAUCUGGGGGUGGAAAAGGCUCAGGAUACGGAGGAGGAGGAAGCUCAGGUGGCUCCAUCUGUGGAGGAGGAAGCUCUGGUGGAGGAGGCUCCAUAUCUGGGGGAGGAAAAGGCUCAGGAUACGGAGGAGGAGGAAGCUCUGGUGGUGGAUCCAUAUCUGGGGGUGGAAAAGGCUCGGGAUAUGGAGGAGGAGGAAGCUCUGGUGGUUCCAUCUGUGGAGGAGGAAGUUCAGGUGGAGGAGGCUCCAUGUCCAAGGGUGGCAGCAGCUCAGGAGGGGGUGGAUCCAUAUCUGGGGGUGGUGGGUCAAGUUAUGGAGGAGGAAAAGGCUCUGGAUACGGAGGAGGAGGAAGCUCAGGUGGUGGAGGCUCCAUAUCUGGGGGUGGAAAAGGCUCAGGAUAUGGAGGAGGAGGAAGCUCUGGUGGAUCCAUCUGUGGAGGAGGAAGCUCUGGUGGAGGCUCCAUAUCUGGGGGUGGAAAAGGCUCGGGAUACGGAGGAGGAGGAAGCUCUGGAGGUGGCUCCAUAUCUGGAGGAGGAAAAGGCUCAGGAUACGGAGGAGGAGGAAGCUCAGGUGGCUCCAUCUGUGGAGGAGGAAGUUCAGGUGGUGGUGGCUCCAUAUCUGGGGGUGGAAAAGGCUCAGGAUACGGAGGAGGAGGAAGCUCAGGUGGCUCCAUCUGUGGAGGAGGAAGCUCUGGUGGUGGAGGCUCCAUAUCUGGGGGUGGAAAAGGCUCGGGAUAUGGAGGAGGAGGAAGCUCUGGUGGCUCCAUCUGUGGAGGAGGAGGUUCUGGUGGUGGAGGCUCGAUGUCCAAAGGUGGCAGCAGCUCAGGAGGGGGUGGAUCCAUAUCUGGGGGUGGUGGGUCAAGUUAUGGAGGAGGAAAAGGCUCAGGAUACGGAGGAGGAGGAAGCUCAGGCGGUGGCUCCAUAUCUGGGGGUGGAAAAGGCUCAGGGUAUGGAGGAGGAGGAAGCUCAGGUGGCUCCAUCUGUGGAGGAGGAAGCUCUGGUGGAGGCUCCAUAUCUGGAGGAGGAAAAGGCUCGGGAUAUGGAGGAGGAGGAAGCUCUGGUGGUGGCUCCAUCUGUGGAGGAGGAAGUUCUGGUGGUGGCUCCAUCUGUGGAGGAGGAAGUUCUGGUGGUGGCUCCAUAUCUGGGGGUGGAAAAGGCUCAGGGUAUGGAGGAGGAGGAAGCUCAGGUGGUGGUGGCUCCAUAUCUGGGGGUGGAAAAGGCUCAGGGUAUGGAGGAGGAGGAAGCUCAAGCAGUGGAGGCUCCAUGUCUGGAGGUGGGCAGAGCUCUGGUGGAGGAUCCAUAUCUAGUGGUGGUGGAUCCAUGUCUGGGGGUGGAAGAGGUUCAGGGUAUGGAAGACAGGGAAGUUCUAGUGGAGGAGGGUCCAUGUCUGGGGGUGGGCAGAGCUCUGGCAGUGGCCGGUGCAGCCCCCAGAGCGGUGGGAUGA
Chiroxiphia lanceolata (lance-tailed manakin) is the source of this 3018-nucleotide messenger RNA. RefSeq names its product neurofilament medium polypeptide-like. The record is from RefSeq and is a predicted model, not a curated record. Gene Ontology annotation, molecular function: structural constituent of skin epidermis. Gene Ontology annotation, cellular component: keratin filament. Gene Ontology annotation, biological process: keratinization; intermediate filament organization. The coding region runs from base 1 to 3018 and encodes 1005 amino acids. Lineage: Eukaryota; Metazoa; Chordata; Aves; Passeriformes; Pipridae. The transcript has 12 exons.